This is a messenger RNA of Cydia fagiglandana, 426 nucleotides long. RefSeq lists its product as uncharacterized. The record is from RefSeq and is a predicted model, not a curated record. NCBI's taxonomy places the organism in Eukaryota, Metazoa, Arthropoda, Insecta, Lepidoptera, Tortricidae. The coding region runs from base 1 to 426 and encodes 141 amino acids. The transcript has 6 exons.
AUGGCGAAGACUGUGAGAAAUGUUACGUUACCACCAACGGAAACUAAUAACCCCCAUAGAAGAUCGCGUCAUAGAAUAUAUGGAAGACGUCAAAAUGUCGCUCAAGAGCCCCCUGAGCGAGCUAGAAUACCGUGGAGUCCACCGAAGUCACAGUCCGUAUUGGGUCCACAUCCUGGGAUGGCAAGUUAUUAUUCAAAAAAUAGCCUAGAGGCGGCUAAUGUUCCACCGACCCCAGAGGAGCUUGAAAACGUAAGCAUGGCGAACCGAGACCACCUGAGACCCCUGAUGGACCACAGGGACCUGGACCUUACGGACCUCGCGCUGAGUCGCCAUAUGGACCAUCUGGACCAUAUUAUGGACCCGAACCACCUGUCCCGCGAGAGGAACGUGGACCAUAUGGUGGGCCUAAUGGACCUUAUGGUUUAG